GUUAAACUCUUCCGGGUUCUUCCUCUGCUGCGGCUGUAAACAAUAACAUGAAGUUGUGUCACUCCGUCGUAUAACAGAAACUCCGGGUUUGUUGCCAUGUUGUUUGUCCGGACCGCGGCUCUCAGCUGCAGAGCUCUGGCCGCUCUGCGCUGCCUGCCCGCCGGCUACACCGCCUCCAGAACCACCGCUACAUACAUCCAGGGCCAGAGCCCGGAACCGCGCAUCAGAGAGUACUUCUACUACAUUGACCACCAAGGACAGCUUUUCCUCGAUGACACCAAAGUGAAGAACUUUGUCACCUGCUUCAAAGACAAAAAGUUCCUGGUCUUCUUCUUCAGUCGACUGCGUUCCAAUCAGAGCGGCCGUUACGAGGAGGACUUCCCCUACUUGUCCCUGUGCGGCAGGGAGAGGAACUUCCUGCGCUGCGACGACCGUCCCGUGGUCUUCACCCACCUGCUGGGAGAUCAGGAGCUGCUGUCGUACUGCGGCGGGGCGGAGCAGCUGUCCGUCCCGUUCCUCCCAGAGGCGCUGUACAUGCAUCCCGUCAGCGGGCGGGUUUACCACCCCUGCUCAGAGCGAGGAGGCGGGGUCGGCCUGGUCAGGUCGGCCCUGGCCAUCGAGCUCAGCCCGUUCUUCGUUUACGCUGAGGGGGACGGCCAAUCGGGACAGCCCACGCACUUUCUCUGGGGGGGACAGAAGCACACGCUGACCAAUGAGCUCGCAGGAUGCUUCCCCACUGCGGCGGAGGGCGGCGAGCAGCAGGGAGAACCGGGAUAAUGACCACCACUGAACAGAUCCUGUGAUGUGUCUCACACUGGCAGUGAGGACAGACGAGUGCUUUAGAGUUGUUCCGAAGCCGAUGCCGGUAUUGGAAGCUCCUCUGACUGAAACGUUGUCUGUGCACCGACCCGAUAUCACGUAAUUUAUGAGCCCCGAAACAGGACCCUGCUACUUCCCAGCACUGUCCCUCACAGGCUUAGUAACCUACGGUUGUUAAUACGGAUCGGUACUCAGCCACGAUGAUACACUAAGUUUUGGUAUCAGGAAGGAAACAAUGGUAUCAGAUCAUCUCUACUCCUGUUUGAAGCCUGGGCCGAUGUGUCCUCCUGUCCUAAAGCAGUUGUUCCCAACUGUCUUGUCUACUUACGACCUCUCAUUACAAGUUGCACUUUAAACAAGGUUCUCCUUUAGAUUCCCUGGAUUGAUCUGAAUCAUAUUUAUGGUCCCGAAGAGGUGUAGCUAUAAAGUUUAUCACAAUAAAAAAGCAAAGAUUAGAGAAAAGUCUGAAAUGAUGAACACAUUACCAUCCUGACCACCAGGUUGCAAAGUGUAAACAUAAAGUGGUUGAGAGACAGUAGAGCCUGUUGCUCUAAACACACCGUGACUCAUUGUGAUCAGAUAAUCCAAACCCUGCCCGAGGAACUCUUUUGUAGUAUAAAUGCGUUCGAUUACCUGCAAAGAUAAGCAGCAGGUGUUUGUGAACACACUGUUUCAACUAAUAUCCCCAGACUCUUAAAGAAUCACACAGGUUUGAGAGUUACUGAGUGAGGAGAAACUUUAUACACUUUGUGAGACGCUGUCUGCUACAGAUUCUUUAUCAUUUAGGCCUUCUUGUAAAUUCGGCAAACGUUACACAUGAAGUCAUUUCUCUUCUCGUCUGUUGUCCCGGCGUGAUGGUGGAACCUCCUCUGCUGCCGUCCACCGUGAGGCUGAUUGAAUUCAUUGGUGGCACCGUGUCUGCAGGGUUUAAAGAUAACAUUCAGUCACUAAUCAGAUUCUUGAAAUCUUAACUGAAAGUAAGCAGAAGGUAAUUACAGCAGGUUGGUUUAAGAGGAGAGAGCAGUUACUGCAUAAUGAGUUGAGAUGUUUAUACAGGAAUAGAACUAGAUUAAUAAUACACGUUAUUGGUUCCUCCACUAGGGGUCACCAAAGCUUCACUGGGGGCUUCAUUCUUGUUUUUAAGGGGUGUAAGAAAACAGGAGGCCUUUAUCGUAACAUUUCAUUCAUUUUUUGUGAAGAAAACCGAAUUUAAAUUGUUGUUUUAAAGUCUGGAUAAUUAAAAUAUCCAUUCAGGGGUCGUCAGUUUACUCAGGAGAAAGGUUGGAAACCACUGAGAUAUAUCAUAUUUAUAGAAACACAACUAUAGUGUUUCCUUUACUAAAUACACAGAAGAGUGAAAUACAGAGUUCGGCCUUUCAAUAGUAAAAGGUAAAGUAAUUGAUAACUCUUUCUGGAAAACAAAAAACAAAACUCAUAACAAGAAUAUACUGAAUGUGAGAUUGUUCUUGAAUAAAAAAAUAUUCUGAA
This is a messenger RNA of Morone saxatilis (striped sea-bass), 2307 nucleotides long. It is a transcript of the gene cunh8orf82, whose product is annotated as chromosome unknown C8orf82 homolog. NCBI's taxonomy places the organism in Eukaryota, Metazoa, Chordata, Actinopteri, Moronidae. The record is from RefSeq and is a predicted model, not a curated record. Bases 97 to 777 code for a protein of 226 amino acids. The transcript has 3 exons.